Drosophila takahashii is the source of this 3328-nucleotide messenger RNA. Lineage: Eukaryota; Metazoa; Arthropoda; Insecta; Diptera; Drosophilidae. The record is from RefSeq and is a predicted model, not a curated record.
AUGAACGGUACCUUUGGAGUUCCAUUGCUGUUAAACUUCAUCAACUCCUCGCUGGUCGUUUGCAAUGUGGGUUUUCAGAUGACCAUAGGCAUUAGUUCGGAGUAUAUCGGAAGGCAGGCGUUUAACCUAGCCACGGCUCUUGUGGAGAUCUACCUCAUCUGCCACUUGAGCCAGAUGCUGAUAAAUGCUAGUAACAAUGUUAGCUUUGCUGUCUACGAAAUGAAUUGGUUGCAGUCCGACGCUCGAUUCCGGAAAAUGUUACUUUUUAUGCCUAUGCGGGCCGAAAAGCCCGCCUGCCUGAAGGCCACUGUAUUCCUAGACGUAUCAAUGGCGACCAUGACCACCAGUCAACCUGGCUGGGGGCCCGGAUCAAAAACUAGCCCAGUCUUGAACGGUGAGCUCAGGGAUAUGGCGACCCCCUGUUCUAACUAUCGCCUUACCCGGGCAUCGCGGAUCUCUGCCCGGGUGGACCUUUCCCCUUCUCCGCAACUCGUGGGAUUUAUUAUGGACAAAUCAACAAAUAACAAAGAAAAACAAGAGACGGGAACUCUCAAAAAACCCACAGAAACGCCGAGCACUGGCUCCAACACUCACACCAGCACGGUCCAGAAAGGGCCGCAUCCCAAAUUGGGGAUGACGGGUGGCAGAAAGCCGGCUGCCGAUACGUCCGCCACAGACAUAGAGAAAACGACUGAUGCUGCAAGGCUCAGGAAAAUACUCUCCAAGACAGCCGCGCCCUUAGGCUAUCUCCAGAAAGCAGAUGGAUCCUGGUCAGACUCAAGCGACGAGUCCUUAGACCUACUUCUAGAUGCUCACUUCCCAGGUAGCCAAAAUAUAGGCCAACCCCCAGAAAGAAUUGGCGGGGAAGAGAUCAAUCUAGAUCUCCUCAUAUCAGACCGCAACAUUAAAUGGGCCAUUCAGAGCUUCAAACCAUACAAAUCACCGGGACCAGACGGAAUAACACCGGCACAUAUCCAACAAGCUGGCCAGCUAGCUAUAAAUUGGCUUAGUAAAAUCUUCCACACCAUUCUGGCAGUAGGAGAACUACCAACAGCAUGGCGAGAAACGAAAGUGGUCUUCAUUCCCAAGGCAGGGAAAGCCACCCACACCACAGCAAAAGAUUUCAGGCCAAUAAGCCUGACAUCAUUCCUGUUAAAGAGUUUUGAAAGACUGAUUAGCCUACACUUGAGAGCCACCAUCGACCCGACACAAAUGUCAGAGGCGCAACAUGCCUACACCAAAGGUAAGUCAACCGAAUCGGCGUUACACGUCGUGGUAAGCAGCAUUGAGAAAUCACUCAAUAAUAAGGAAUACACACUGAUCGCCUUCCUAGAUAUAGAGGGAGCUUUCAACAACGUGCUUCCCACAGCAAUAACAGACUCCCUCACAGAACUAGGGGUGGAGGCCCAACUGGUGAGGCUGAUCCAUAAACUGCUGAUAAGCAGAAUGGUUACGGCCGCUCUAGGGACCUCAACCCAGACUAGACUAGUGAACAGAGGCACCCCGCAAGGAGGUGUACUAUCGCCCCUCCUGUGGAAUAUCACAGUAAAUAAACUACUGCGAAUUCUAGAAGGAGGGGGCUGCAAAGUAGUAGCAUACGCGGAUGAUGUCGCUAUCAUCUUUAAUGGUAAGUAUCCACAAACACUCUGCGAUCUCAUGACCGCAAAGCUAAAAAUAUUAUCAGACUGGACGAUAAAAAACGGACUCGGGGUAAAUCCCUCAAAAACGGAACUUGUCCUAUUUACGAAUAAGUACAAGAUCCCUCCACUCAACCCACCCAUACUAAACAACUGCAAUCUCUCUUUUAGCGAACACGCAAGAUACCUGGGGUUGGUAUUAGAAAAGCGGCUCAAUUGGGGCCUAAACAACCAAGAGAGAAUCAAAAAAGCAACCAUUGCACUUUACUCCUGUAAAAAGGCAAUUGGGCUAAGGUGGGGCAUGUCCCCUAAAAUUGUAAACUGGAUCUACUCAGCGGUGGUAAAGCCAAUCCUUCUAUACGGGGUGGCUCUAUGGUGGACCGCUCUACAAAAACAAUGCAUCUUAACUCCCCUAAACAAAGUACAGCGAAUGGCGGCUUUGUGUAUCAGUGGAGCCCUUCGAACUACCCCAAACGAAGCGCUGAAUGCGAUCUUGAACCUCCAGAGCCUGGACUUAGCAGGCAUGGAAAGGGCCAAAUCGGCAGCUAUUCGACUGAGGGAUACAGGGCAAUGGAAAGCCCAGCUCUACGGUCACGCUAAAAUUCUUCAGCAUGACAAAUCGAUACCGUCAAGAACGGAUCUAUGUAAAACCCGUGAAUAUAGUCACACACCCUUCGAGGCUCUGAUCCCAGGUAGGGAAGAAUGGGAUCGGGGCCGACCGGGCACAAUAGACGCUAUCUGCUUAUAUACAGACGGCUCCAAACUAGACGGACACGUCGGCGGAGGCAUAUACUCCGAAGAACUAGAGAUCAGGCAGUCUUUCAGACUCCCUGACCACUGCAGCGUCUUCCAAGCGGAAGUGCAUGCUAUAAAAGAAGCACUCGUCUGUAUAAGGGACAUAAACACCCAAGACAGACACAUAAACAUAUAUAGUGAUAGUCAGGCGGCUAUUAAAUCAAUCUAUUCGACAAGCACCAACUCCCGAACAAUAGCAGACUGCCGCAUAUCUCUCCACGAGAUAGCUAGUCAGUCUACUAUAAGCCUAAUAUGGGUCCCGGGUCACCGGGACAUCGUAGGCAACUGCAUAGCGGACGAGUUAGCCAGGCAAGGCACCAUCAUGCCUCUCCUUCCAGAAAAGGAGAGUGUCGGUAUGCCCAUGGCAACUUGCAAGCUAAAUAUCAAAAACUACUUCAUCAAACUAGCCAACACUAGGUGGCAAAAUGCACCGCAGUGUCGUAUCACCCACCAGACCUGGCCUGGGAUAAACAGUAAAAAAACAUCGGAAUUACUCAAAUUUAGUCGCACAGAGUGCGGUAUGCUAGUUCGAGUCCUUACAGGCCACUGGCUAGUCGGCACACACGCCGGCAGGCUAAAAGCCCCGUACAAUGAUUUCUGCAGAAGCUGCAGAGACGAGGAAGAGGAAGAAACGGUGGAGCAUCUCCUAUGUUUCUGCCCAGCCCUAUGCAGACUAAGGCUGAAACACUUAGGAAAACCCUUCAUUAGCGAUCUAACCGAAAUAUCGGAGAUCAACCUUAAAAGUAUAAACUCUUUCGUUAAAUCUUCCGGGUGGAAGACAUGCUAAGUAUCCAAAUUUUCUAGGACGAGAGGAAAAAUAAAAAUAGACAGGGGACCCCAAAUAAGGGAAAGAGAUCACACGGUACCACAAUGGACCCACAGAGGUCUAAGUGUGU